Molecule: messenger RNA, 3732 nt
Organism: Myxocyprinus asiaticus (Chinese sucker)
Lineage: Eukaryota; Metazoa; Chordata; Actinopteri; Cypriniformes; Catostomidae
Product: serine/threonine-protein kinase Nek4-like
Exons: 3
Coding region: 322-1776 (484 amino acids)
Biological process (GO): protein phosphorylation
Molecular function (GO): protein kinase activity; ATP binding
Source: RefSeq, a predicted model, not a curated record
CAAAUGACAGCUUUAUCUUAAAAUAAAUGAUUUAGUUUCGUUUUGUCCAUAAGGCACGAUGACCCAAAGGUAAUAAAGAUUUUAAAUAUGUUUGUUUUCGAAAACGUUGCUCCAUCUGUCAGUUCAGUAGUUUACAUAGUUAAGUUGAUUUAUUGGAAGCUCAUAUAAUGUGUUUGCCUACAUGUUUGGUGUUUCUUCGGGAGAAAGCAGUACUUAUCUAGCGAACAAGUGGCCAUAAUCAUAAUUCUCAAGGGUUCUAAAGAGUUCCUGCUACUAAUACAGAAAUAAAGAGGAUGUUUGGUUAACCGAGAGUGUAAAGACAUGGAGAAAUAUGCCACAGUCCUUACACUUGGCAGAGGAGGAGCAGGUGUUGUGUUGUUGAUGAAACAUGUGGAUUCAAAGAAAUUAUGUGCUGUCAAGAGAAUACAUGUGGACAGUUCUCGAAAGACCAAAGAGGUUGUGCAGCAAGAAGCAGAUAUUCUCAGGAGCCUGAAGCACCCUCAUAUUAUAACAUGGAUUGACACUUUCUUUGACUCAACUAAUGACCAUAUUUACAUCAUUAUGGAUUAUUGUGAUGGUGGAACACUUGAUGACCACAUUAAAGAGCAGAAGGGUGGACAAUUCUUUGCAGAAUGCAAGAUCAUGAACUGGUUUGUGCAAGUUGUCAUGGCAGUCAGUUACAUACACUCGAUAAAAAUCCUGCACAGAGAUAUCAAGCCUUCAAAUGUGAUGUUAACCAAGAGAGGUGUGAUUAAACUGGGGGAUUUUGGAAUAUCAAAGGUCAUGAACCACACGCUUGACAUGGCCUCCACCUGUGUGGGAACCCCCAGUUACCUGAGUCCAGAACUCUGCCAGGAUAUCCCAUACAGCACCAAAUCUGACAUAUGGGCUGUUGGCUGCUUACUGUAUGAGCUCUGUGCCCUCAAACCAGCUUUUGAAGCCAAAAAUCUCUUAAGUCUGUUUUACAAGAUCAUAAAAGGUGAAUACACAAAGGCUCCUGAGAGGUAUUCAGAAGACAUGCAUACAUUGAUUGAGAAAAUGCUUUCCUUGGUUCCGGAGAACAGACCGAGUGCAAGCAGCAUUCUUAGCAUGACCUAUGUGCAAGAACAUCUGGGGAACUUCAUCGCACAUCAAGAAAAAGAACUGACAAAAGUUAAUGCUGAAUCCAGACCUCAAACAAAAGAAGACUUUAACAGUGAAAUGUCAUCUAUGGAAAGCAGAACAGACAGUGCCGCAGCAAUCUCUGACAAAACACAGGGAACAUGCAAUACUGAGGAGGAAGUGGCCCAUGAAAGAACAGAGUCUGAUUAUUCAGAGGACUUUGACGAACAUGAUAGCUUGAUAUCCUCUGAGGAUGUUUCAAGGGAAGAUGUCUCCUCCAGCCCUGCAAAUGUGGUUGAAGAGAUGUCUGAGGAGUCUUGUGUUGUGUCUGAUGAUGAGGACAUCUCUGACUAUCCAGAUGACUUUGAAGAAGCUGAGGAUGAUGACCUGGCAGAAGUGGUCAGCUGUGCCAGAGAAGUCAUGAACUAUGUCUCAGAGAAUGAUUCCUUUGAACUGGAGCUCAAAGAUGCUGACGGUUUCUCAGUCACAAUGAAAGUGCUGAGAGAGAAAUACAUGGAAGAUGUUGGAGCCUCAGUCUUUGAGGAAAUCAGUGAGCACUUUUUGAAUGGCCUUACACCAGAAGAUCUGCAGCCACAGUUUCACCACAUGAUCGGGACAGACCAUCUUGAGACCUGUUACCUCAUAUUUAACAUUGACCAAGAGACCACAUGCUAAAUAAUGCAUGUUCGAUUUAGUGAAAUUAAUUUUCCAUAUAUUAAGAGUCAUUUAUAGAUCAGGCAGUUCUAUAACAGCCUCAGCAAAUACUGGAAUUGUAGUAUACUGAGUAUGAAAUCAACAUGUUGUAAUAUAUUUAAUCAUACAUUAAUUAUAAUUGUGAUUAUGGUGUUAUAGUGUGCUCUUACGGAUAUUUAUCAUUUACAAAAUCUUCUUUUGCACUGAGCAUUUAGAGUCAGUGUUCAUUCAGCACUCUAUUGAAAGUGUUUCCUUUUAUAACCAGUAGGUGACACUCUAUAGUUAGAAAAUGUGUGUUUUGGUUGUACAUGCCAGUUCAGAAAAUGGUUUUGGUUUGGUUCAUGGUUUCCCAUCAUGGCACCAUUAGUCAGAUCGUAGGGACCUGACUAUAAGAACUGCCACCUUUCAAGUUCACUAUAUAGUGAAUACACAAAUUAACUAUAUUGCACCCAAUUGAAUUAAUUUUAAAAGAGUUAACCCAAUUCUCUGCUUUAUUCACAAAUAAUCAUUCAACAUAUCAUUAAACAAUGCCUGUGAGUGUGAAAGCACAAUGUUGACAAUAUCAUGUGAACACAGGAUUGAUUUUCUGCUGUUUUUACCCCCCAAUUGAAAUGUAAAACAGGAAUCAGAACACAUUUACUGAAUUUAUCAAUUUAGGGGCCAGAGCCACUGUUCUGUUCUACACAAGGCAUUUUCCCUCAAACUUGUCCAGAUUAUUCCAACAGGAAAUUAGUCAGCUUGCCAUGCAUAACUGUACGAAUGAGACUCGUAUUAUAUUGCAUUUAAGAAUGUUCACAAUCUACCUCCAGAGAAAAGUGUGUUCAAUAAUCAAGUGAGCAUUUACAUGGAAAUCUGCAUCAUUUAUCUUGAGGCAUCAUUUAUCUUAGUAUAAUGUAAAUAAAAACGAGAAACUACCUAAAGGCAAUAGUUCUACCCCAUUACAGAAAAUAUUUUUUAAAUGAUCUUCACCUUUUGUUUUAGUGUCUAAAUGUUUAAUGUUUGUUUUAGUCUCAAAUUGUUUUUGUUCAAAUUGUUCCAUAGGUAUACAUAUAGGCUGUUUGUGAAAUUAAAGAACAAACUGUGACCCCAAAAUCCACAGCUGGCCAUGUUGGUUUCACAACCAGUCUGAUUGUUUUCUAGACAGAGUGCAAUAAAGAGAUGUAUAAUACUUCAAGCCAGAUAUGAAGUCUCAUAGAACAAACCUCAAAAACGGUACUUCACUUGAAUUUAAGAUAGAGUAGGUUGCCACUAAAAAGGAAAACAACACUGAACAUUAAAAAUUUACAUUCAAUCCCACAAAAUACAGCUCUUUUUCCAGGUUACAUUCUGGUGGGAGAGAGUAAAACACUUGCUGAGGACCCAUUCAGGAUAGAGCUUUAAUAAUUUCCAUAAGCCUGAUGGAUUGCGUUUGUUGCUUUAUUUAUCCCUCUAUGCAUUUGGAUGAGUGGAUGAGAGACCAGAAUAGACACAUGCAGGCCUGAAACUGCUUUAAGUAGCAAUCACCUCUAUAGUCUUUCACUUUAAACCUGUCAAUAUUUCAUCCAUAGCUAGCAACUGGAAAAGCUUGUCACUUGUUUCUUUGGUGGUUUGAUGCAUUAUUGAUUGAUCUCUGCAUGAGUGAACCAUCCUUCAGCUCAAAUGCGCUUUUCUCCUUGCUUUUAUUGUUUAAAAAUCAUUCAGAAAUGAGGUUAGGAUCCUUAUUAAGAUUCUUUUUAGAAGUGGGAGUUUCUGUUAUGCAUUUGAUUUGGAGAACAGAAAAAAGUUUAUGAAAUAUGAAAAGUUUAAUUGUCUUUGUUUAUUUGAUUGUUUUGUUUCGCUAUCGUUGAUGUGUCCUUGUUAUAUUUUACUUCAUGCAUGUAACAGUCUGCAUGUUUUCACCAAUAGUCAAAUGAGAUUUGUACAUGCUCAAAUCAAGGUUGUACUGUCUAAACUGUAUAA